Molecule: messenger RNA, 1738 nt
Organism: Salvelinus sp. IW2-2015
Lineage: Eukaryota; Metazoa; Chordata; Actinopteri; Salmoniformes; Salmonidae
Product: ADP-ribosylation factor-like protein 5B
Biological process (GO): protein localization to Golgi membrane; intracellular protein transport; vesicle-mediated transport
Cellular component (GO): trans-Golgi network; cytoplasm
Molecular function (GO): GTPase activity; GTP binding
Source: RefSeq, a predicted model, not a curated record
UUUUCGGUGACUCGCUCCAAUCAUACCCCAAAAUCUAGCUAGCUAAGUAAAAGAAUGCAUUGCCUAUUUUGAUCGCAGAAUCAAUUUGGUAUCGAUAGACAACCCAUGGGCACAUAUCUCGUUUUGUUUGUGUCGAUAAACGUCAGAAAAAUACCUUUCUAGGCUGUGCUACCUAAUGUUUUCCAGGUAGUUGGCUWAAUAGCCUCGAUGCACAGCACAGGGUUAGUUAUCAAUACAGUUAUUUAGCUAGCUAACGUUAGCUAUCUUUGCUUGAAGUGUGGGCUGCCUAUUGUGUUAGCUAGCCAGCUACCGUUAACAGCUAUCUGAUUUGCUGUGUUUGAAAUAUUUUCAUAUUCUUCAUUCUCAUCACCGGUGGAUAUGGGACUACUCUUUACCAAGCUGAUGACUGUCUUCGGAGACAGAGAACACAAAGUGAUCAUAGUGGGCCUGGAYAAUGCUGGGAAGACCACUAUCCUCUACCAAUUCCUUACCAAAGAGGCGGUUCACACCUCCCCCACCAUUGGCAGUAACGUAGAGGAGAUCUCUGUACGCAAGACCCGCUUCCUGGUGUGGGACAUCGGAGGCCAGGAAAGCCUGAGAGCCAGCUGGAACUCCUACUACUGCAACACAGAGAUUGUGAUUCUGGUUGUGGACAGCACAGACCGCGAGCGCCUAAAUCUGAACAAAGAUGAACUUCACCGCAUGCUUGCACAUGAGGACCUACAGAAUGCUGCGAUUCUAGUUCUGGCCAACAAGCAGGACAUGAAGGACUCUAUGACAGUGGCAGAGAUCUCCCAGUGCCUCACCCUAAGCUCUAUCACAGCCCACUCCUGGCAUGUACAGGCCUGCUGUGCCCUCACAGGGGAGGGACUACCUGCCAGUCUGGACUGGAUGAGGUCUCGUGUCCUGGCCAGUUAGAACUCCUUCCGUGGGCUCAUCCCAAUUGGAACCAGGACAGCUAUCCUUUGACCCAACAAACACAACCUCUCAGACGUCGCAGCCAAAGCCACAGUGCCCAGAUCAGGAUCUCCACUAUCUGUAGUGACACUGCCCCUCUGAGCCCCAGGGGUGGCCCCAGUCUUGCCCUGUCACCCUCAUGCCUUACCCAGCCCUUAGUGUGUAUGCCAGGGCUGACCAGAGUCCAGGUCUGCCUCGGGAUAGAGGAGGCCUGGAGGAACCUGGCAGAACCUCAACUAGAUAUGCCAGGGUGUGCAURUGCGUAAGCAUCUAUGUGUGGUGUGUGUGAGACUCCGUUCUAGAGGUCCACCAUGUUUACAUAAGAAUCCUUACCUGUCAGRCCUGACUCCAUAAGGAUGACACAGUAUGCCCCACAUAAGCUGAAAAKGUACCUAUCACAGUAUUUAAGCCUCCUGUCCUCAUGAACUCCACAGAGGUAGAAUGGGAGGUUGCAUUGGAUUUCUUUAACAUACAGAUUUGUACCUCUGACUUGAGGAAAACCACAGUACAACAGGUUAAGAGGCCAGACCUAAUGGGGAGAAAACUGGUGCUCAGCCUUCUGAGCUAUCAAUGCACAAAUUACUUGAAGUAUUUAUAUCAAAGAAGAAAAAAGGGGGUUGCUUGACAGUGAAAAACGGUAGCAUGCUUUCUGUAAAAAGCAAGAUGACAAACAAGUAUUGUCUGAUUUUAAGGUUAAUCAUGUAUUUUUAUACAUAUACAGUGGCUAUGUAUUUUACGGUACAAAAUAUUUUUUGUACAAAUAAAUGUUAUUGUUGAUAAA